UUGUUCUACAUUUCAGCACAUUCAGUGGCCUCAUCGGGCGAUGCUCAUUCGGCGUUAUCACAUUCGUUUGAAUGGCCCGAAAUAGAUGGAAUCUCAGCAGGACGAGCAGCCGCCUUGGGGGCUCUCUGUCGAAUUAUUUGCUCGAAGACAAGCAAAGAGAGCAUAUCGGAUUCGCAUCUGGCGCAGUUUUAUAAAGUUUUGUAUGAAGCAUUGCUUGAGAAGGAUCGUCUGAUGCUAUGCGCACUGAUCUUCUAUGGAAAUGGCAUUUUUCGCCUGGCUCUUAAAGGUGUUGAAAUACUUCUGCCACAGUUUGUCCGCGCCAUUGAGACAGUUUACACGGAAUCCGUCAAAAUAAGGCUUCAUCCAUCAAUAGAUGAAGUACAGAUGCGUCGUUCUUGUCUCCAUGCCUUAUCAACCGUUAUCAGUUGGCCCACGACAUUUGGCGACGUGCCAAUUGGAGGCUAG
Messenger RNA from Gongylonema pulchrum, 465 nucleotides. Lineage: Eukaryota; Metazoa; Nematoda; Chromadorea; Rhabditida; Gongylonematidae. The record is from the annotation of a GenBank genome assembly.